UUAAUCAUUAAACUAAGCGGUUGAAAAUUUGACAAAAUUUAUGAAGACGCAUUUUAAAAUUAUGUUCUUCAUAAUAAUUUAUUAAAAAUUAAAGAAAUUUAAAGUAUUAAUAAAGUGAUUAACAAGUGCAAAUGACAAAAAAGUGUUAAAGUGUAUUUUUUAAGGAACAUACUGCCGCCAACACUAUCUCGUGAAGUAAUCAAUUAUAAAAAAACUAAAAACAAAUCUAAGCCACAAAAACAAGGGGAUGAAUUAGAAAUGUUUGUAGAAUUAAAAAAUAUGAUACAACAGCAAAAUGAGCAAAAUACCAAAAUAUUGGAAUUACUACAACAACAGAAUACGAUCAGUAUAAACAUAUUUGGGGGAAUUACUGAAUUGAAAGAUAUAAUAAUCAACCAAAACAAUGUUUUAAGUGAGGUGCUUUCGAAACAAAUAGUGGCUCUUAACUCGUCAUUUAAGUCCCACUUUGAAGAACCAAAAUUUACUACAAUUUUCCCAUUAUCAUCUGACGAUGAAUUAAACAAUUUUGAGAAAAUGAUAAAUUCAGAGAAUAAAAGUGAAAUUGUAUCUUCAGUAAAGCGAGUCUUGGGUACCAAAGGGCUACAAAAAGGAAUAUCAAACAUAUUUUCAAAGGAUAUAAUCAUAAAUUAUAAUGUUCGGGGUAUACAAGGCAAAAAGCGGCUAUUGGAUUUUAAAAAGGUUAUCAAUAUUUUAUUUCUGGCAACGUCAUCCGAAGGUGGUACUGAGAUAGAAUUUUAUGGGGAACUUCGCAAAGCCUUUAAAGCAGCGAAAAAUAAACAUUUUAAAUUUGAAUGCUUAAAACGUAAAAAACUCGACAAUGAAACAGAUUCUUCAAAUUAACUUUAGCAUACGACGACUUUUAAUUUAUUUCAUAAAAACUUCCUCAUUUUAUUGAUGUUAUAUUUAAUUAUAUAAUUAUAUUAAUUAUAUAAAAACUACAUUUCUAUUUCUGAACAUUUAUAUAUGUAAAUAUCGUUAAUGUU
Lucilia sericata (common green bottle fly) is the source of this 1004-nucleotide messenger RNA. RefSeq lists its product as uncharacterized. The transcript has 6 exons. Lineage: Eukaryota; Metazoa; Arthropoda; Insecta; Diptera; Calliphoridae. Bases 259 to 861 code for a protein of 200 amino acids. The record is from RefSeq and is a predicted model, not a curated record.